ACAAUCUGGAAUACGGAGCACUAUUUUAUAUUCCCUACAUUUUACGCACCAUAUGGGUUUAAUCUCUACACCGCUAUUUCCGAGAAAACAGUUCUUCUUACACCCAGUCUCUCCUUGUGUCAUGUUCCGGACCUUCUUCGCGCUACUGCUAACAGCAGCAUUAUCCUGUUCUACCGCAGCACUUCCUGCCGAAUUUUCUCCCCAACCUGCAUAUCCUUUGGCUCACAACAGUUCUCUAGUCGCCCAUGACCCGAACAUCAUCCAACAUAGGGGUUUCUAUUACCUCUUCAAGGGAGGUAUUGGCGUACCAUUUUCCAAGUCAAACACCCUCGACGGCCCGUGGGAAGACAUGGGACCCGUCUUAACGGGACCCAGCAUAAUCCCCAAGCAAAACCGAACAAGACCUUGGGCCCCAGCCAUCAUUGCAAAAGACAACACUUUCUACUGCUUCUACACAGUCAGUCAUCGUGGCAGCAACGACAGUGCCAUUGGAAUAGCUACGUCUAAGGAGCUCAGAUCCGGCGCCUGGAAAGACCACGGGGCAAUCAUUCAAACUGGCACGGGUCCUGGCUCGCAAAAGUACCCUUUUAAAGAGGCCAAUGCUAUCGAUCCGCAUGUAUUCAUUGAUCCAAAAGAUGAGCAGGCGUACCUGAUCUUUGGCAGCUUCUUUUCGGGCAUGUGGCAGAUCCCUCUGAGCAGUGACAUCCUCUCCCUCAAAGAUCCAGAACAUAUCGACGCGACACGUCUCGCUACCAAGCCUGAAGAUGUAAAACCUAAUGAUGAAGAGGGCGGGUUCAUGACCUAUAGAGAUGGAUGGUACUAUUUUUGGUUCAGUCAUGGCAAAUGCUGUCACUUUGACCCAAAACAUCUUCCCGAAGAUGGAAAGGAAUACUCCAUCCGAGUAGGUCGCUCGAAGAACGCACGAGGCCCAUUCACAGACAAGAACGGUAAGCCAUUAACAUCCGGGGGCGGACACGUUGUAUAUGGCUCGAACCACAACAAAAAAGUAUACGCACCUGGCGGGUUGGGAGUGCUAUCAGACCGUUCACAAGAUAUUCUGUAUUACCAUUUCCUCAAUACCAGCGUCGGUCUCCGCCAUACGGACGCUUAUAUGGGAUGGAGCUACCUGGAAUAUAUCAAUGGCUGGCCGGUUGCAAAAUACGAGCCGGUUAAUAGUAGAGCAUAG
Molecule: messenger RNA, 1186 nt
Organism: Coccidioides immitis RS
Lineage: Eukaryota; Fungi; Ascomycota; Eurotiomycetes; Onygenales; Onygenaceae
Product: endo 1,5-alpha-arabinase
Exons: 4
Coding region: 122-1186 (354 amino acids)
Biological process (GO): carbohydrate metabolic process
Molecular function (GO): arabinan endo-1,5-alpha-L-arabinosidase activity
Source: RefSeq, a predicted model, not a curated record